UGGAGUAAAAGUUACUACUCUUCUGUUUCUCACUCUGCUCUCAUUUUUUUUCUAUCCAUCUUCUCAUUCCAAUUACCAUUAACCCAUCUUUUAGAGAGCAAAGACAAAAACUUGUUAGAUUUCAGAAUCUUCUCCUUCCAGAUCAUUUUUUCUGGUUCCCCAAAUUCUUCAAUGGAUAUGAUAAUUCUCUCUGCGAAUCAAGUCCAACCGUUAGAUACCCAUUUCCAUCUUCUCCUACACUUGUCCUUUACUCUUGAUGAUUUCUUCAAAUAAAUCUGGUUUUCUCUUCUGAGUCAGAAUUUUUAUGUUUUAGUUUAACUUUUCUGUUCUUUAAUGGCUGCUUCUACUGCUCAAACUUUUCAAAACAACAACAAUGGAGUAAGCCGGCAAGAAAUUCAAGCUGCCAUUGCGAAAGCCGUCGAGCUGAGAGCUCUCCAUGCUGCUUUGAUGCAAGGGAGCAGCCCUGCAAAUCUAAGAUUGCCUGGCUGUGUCUCUCCUACCAUUUCACGACCUUCUUCUCAAUUCUCCGCUCAAGAUUACCCUGUUUUCACUCCGAGUUAUGGAGAAGAACCAUUACCUGGGUAUCAACAAAUCCGAUUAGAGAACCGAACACUGUCUGAAAACUGGGAUGCUUACAGGCUAGAAGGGGAAGAAGACGAUGAUGCUGAUCCCUCCGACAUUAAAAAGGAAACUUCCUCAUGCAUAAAGGGGUUUAGUCCUGGUCCAUUUGGUAGAGACCCCCAAAUCUGUCCAUCUGAAGAUCUUAAAUCUGUUACCAGUUCUUGUGCAAACCACUUUGCAAUCCUUCAAGCAUCACCCGGAACCGAUUUCUUCAAGUCUAGCAGGAGAACUGGUUCGGAGGACUUCAAGACAGUGACGACUUGCAAUGAAUGCAAACCUGCGGUUAUCAGUUCUGAAACCGAUAGUGGAACCAAGAACACCAAGAAUUCUAAUACGGUGAUGCCUUUAACAGAUUCUCACUUACCAGCUCAGCCACAAUCAAAACAAAGAGGACCCAUGUUCUCAUGGUUGUUUCCUCGGUUAAAGAAGAAGCACAAGAACGAAACCUCCCCAAACAGAUCAGAAGCCGAAGAAGUUCCUCAGAUUUUCAAGGACUUAGGGAUAAUGUCCAUUGAAUCCUUGAAGAAGGAACUACUUGAGGCCAAUGAGAACAGAGAUGCAGCUUUAAUGGAGGUUGCAGAGAUGAAAUCUUCCUUGGGGCAGUUGAAACAGAAGCUGGAGUACUUAGAGACCUAUUGUGAAGAGUUAAAGAAGACUGUCAAACAAACAGUGCAGGGAAGGGAUACCCAAGUUCUCGAAAGGUCUGGUAAUCUGCCGAAGGGAGGGAAAUCGAUUGAUGGGAACAGUGAAAGCGCCAUGCUUGUAAGCCAUGAAUUCAUGAUUGAGGGUUUCUUGCAGAUAGUAUCAGAAGCAAGAUUGUCAGUAAAACAAUUCUGCAAGACUCUUGUUAACCAGAUUGAAGAAACUGAUAACAAUUUGAUGGAGAAGCUAAAUUUGAUUCUUCAGCCAUAUAACUUGACUCUAAACUCCAAGUACUCAAAAGCACUACUGUAUCAUUUAGAAGCUCUCAUAAACCAAUCCCUCUACCAGGACUUUGAGAACUGUGUGUUCCAGAGGAAUGGCUCACCAAAAAUUUUGGACCCUAACGAAGAUCGCCAAGCACAGUUCUCAUCGUUUAUUGCGCUGAGAAAUUUGAGCUGGAAUGAAGUACUGAGGAAGGGAACCAAGUAUUACAGUGAAGAAUUCAGUAGGUUCUGUGAUCAGAAGAUGAGUAGCAUUAUUUCUACACUGAAUUGGACAAGACCAUGGCCUGAACAGUUACUUCAAUCUUUCUUUGUUGCUACAAAGUGCAUCUGGUUGCUACAUUUACUUGCAUUCUCAUUCAAUCCGCCGCUUGGGAUCUUAAGGGUUGAAGCGAACAGAAACUUUGAUCCCAUCUACAUGGAGGAUAUUUUUGCAGAGAAACAAAGACACCAAACUCCUGCUCGUGUUAAGGUCAUGGUGAUGCCAGGAUUUUAUGUUCAGGAUAGAGUACUCAAAUGUAAGGUUAUCUGUAAGUAUAAAACUGUACCCUAAACCAUUCAUUUGUUAUUUUGUUCCAUCAUCUAUGUUUCUUGGUUGGACCAACUUCUUGUAACUCUCAGAUUUAAAUUGAUUAAUGUUUAAAGGAGAUUUCCCUU
Messenger RNA from Telopea speciosissima, 2201 nucleotides. Its product is annotated as IRK-interacting protein-like. The transcript has 2 exons. The record is from RefSeq and is a predicted model, not a curated record. Bases 334 to 2097 code for a protein of 587 amino acids. NCBI's taxonomy places the organism in Eukaryota, Viridiplantae, Streptophyta, Magnoliopsida, Proteales, Proteaceae.